Molecule: messenger RNA, 282 nt
Organism: Miscanthus lutarioriparius
Lineage: Eukaryota; Viridiplantae; Streptophyta; Magnoliopsida; Poales; Poaceae
Source: the annotation of a GenBank genome assembly
AUGGCGUCUCUGCUCGUCCAGUACACCGGCGGCAGCGGCCAGUCGGCUGCGGCGGUGAAGCAGCUGCUGUCGAGGUUGAGGUGCUCUUGGAGGAGACGCGCGGCCCGGCCGCGGCGAAGCGCUGUCAGUUUUGCCUAUGACCUGCAUAGCGCUACUCCCAGAACUUCGACGACGGCAUGGCCUAGUCAGCCAGAAUCAGAGGUUUUGUUUUGCACAAGGUCCUCAGAAUCAGAAGCUACAGCUGCAGCAUCAGUGUAUGGUUCCUCACUGAUGAGAGACUGA